AUGCCCAAGGAGAGGCCGGCGCGACGUCCAGUCCCCCCGGUCAACCCCUACACGCCGAAACAGCAUCUGACGCAGCCGCCGUCAGAAUCUCCUCCGCCAUCCGCACAACCCUUGCCACCCCGCUCGUCAGCUUCCCCAGCAGAGCGCGCGCCCGAAAGCCAAGAUAUCCCACGCUCCGAUCGUCCCGCAGAACCCACGCGCCAGCACUUUGAUCCCUGGAACUCCUCUUCCACCGGCCACCAGCGCGCCGAAAAUCGUCUGGUUGGAAGCACCUCUUGGCGCGAAUCCCGCAAUGCGAAGCUUGCGGCACAGUUCGCCGGCGGCGCAGGCGGUGGAGUGAGGCUUGCCGACACUGUAGGGGCCGGUAGUGUGGACUUUGGUCACGAUGGCCGCAAGGCCAACGGAGGAUGGGAGAGGGGCGCUUCGGGACUAAGAGGCAAAGGGCAGUUAGCUAUAUGGGAGUCUAUGGGGGCCGCGGCGACGAAGAGGAAAGCCGUGGAUGCUGGUGACUGCCAUCGUGGCCAAGCAACACGCGGCAAAGGCACAGACGAGACAAGCUUUGCAAGUGACGAGGGCCGCGCCGAAGUGGCCGAGGCUUGUACAGGGGAAGCUGCAGGGAAACGCCACGACAAUCCUGAGGGAAGUUCCGUUGAUGUGGAGAAUGCGGAGGAGGUACUGCCAACCUUGAAGCAGAUCUUCCGCGGUCUUUGCUUUUAUAUCAAUGGUUCGACGGCGCCGACAAUUUCAGAUCACAAGCUGAAGCAGCUGCUCGCAAUGCAUGGUGCAAGCACUUCAAUCGCCUUGGGCCGCCGCACCGUAACGCAUGUGAUACUCGGCCGCAGUGGUGAUGGUGGUGCUGGCGGUGGUCUUGCCGGCGGGAAGCUGCAGAAGGAGAUAGCUCGCGUGGGUGGGAAAGGGCUCAGAUACGUCGGCGUAGAAUGGGUGGUUGAGAGCGUACGGGCAGGUAAGCGGCUGCCAGAAGCAGGCUUCUCGAAUUUGAAGAUUGUAUCAGCGGGCCAGAGGAGUGUCUAUGGCAUGUUCAAGCGCGGGGAGUGUGAGGACUCGGAGAAGGCAUGA
Messenger RNA from Diplodia corticola, 1077 nucleotides. Its product is annotated as brca1 c terminus domain-containing protein. Bases 1 to 1077 code for a protein of 358 amino acids. The transcript has a single exon. The record is from RefSeq and is a predicted model, not a curated record. Lineage: Eukaryota; Fungi; Ascomycota; Dothideomycetes; Botryosphaeriales; Botryosphaeriaceae.